UCGGGAUCAACUCUGAAGACUCUGUUUCUAAGAGUUGUGAUUGGUUUACCUGGUAGGGAUUCCUGGGGCCAGUCUUCUAUCCUCAGCAGAGGGUACCCUGGCCAGGAAGAACACAGAUCAUACCAGUUCUUGUGUGAACGAGGGCUGUUAUUUAUUUAGAAGCUGAGAUUGCCCUUCUCCUGCCUGUCAAAAAGGGUUUCAAAGCUGCCGCACCAGGAGCUGUUUCAGAUUACAGACUUCAGUAACUAAUGACCCAUGUCCUCUCUUCGGCAGUGAAAUCCCCAAAUGGUCCUAGGAGAAGAGAAGUAAAUCUUGACAGCUGCUUAGAGGUCAUUUUAGAACUAAAUCCCAGGAGAAAGGCUUUUAGGCUGAGAGACCUCCCCACCCCCUGCCGGAAAAAAAAAAAAACAGGAAAGGAAAAGAAGAGAGAAAAAAUAAUAGUGGACAGAAAGGUAGCUGUUUGCAGCUCAGCCAGGUGUGCUCUGAAGAACAGACGCCUACAUCAGCAAUUAGCAGGUAACCCUUGAGCUCCUCUACCUCUCAGAAAGCGCAGUGGAAUCAGAGAGCAUGAGACACACACACACACACACACACACACACACACACUUCACAUGAUCCUAUGUGCAAGUCUCCCUAGGAAAGGAGUUUCUGUGGGUGAGAGAACAAGGCCAGGAGACAGUCCACGGAGGCUAUCAGUUUAGCACAUCUACCAUGAACACUGAUGUGGGAGGCUUGUUGUUGUAAUCCCGGAAGCCUUGUUAUUUUUUCUUUGGAAACUGUGUGAAGAAUCGUAAGGCUGCUUUGCGUCCAAAACUGGACAGGGAGUUAGAGAGCAGCAGCCGCAGCCACCACCACCACAACAGCAAGAGCCCUUAUGGAGUUUCUCGAAAGAACUUAUCUUGUGAAUGACAAAGCCACCAAGAUGUACGCCUUCACACUAGACAGCGUGGAACUCCAGCAGAAACCCUUGAAUAAAGAUCAACAUCCUGGAGAGAAGCCAGAGGAGCGGGAAUCAGGAGCUAUCCAUCACUGCCACAGCAACUCCAAGGCCACGGGGAACAGGGCGAAGGAGCAAGUCCAAGCCAAGUGGAAACUCUGUGCUGCUUCAGGAAUAUGCUUCUUUUUCAUGAUUGCAGAGGUUGUGGGUGGGCGCAUUGCUGGGAGUCUCGCUGUCCUCACAGACGCUGCCCAUCUGUUAAUUGACCUGACCGGUUUCCUGCUCAGUCUCUUCUCCUUGUGGCUGUCGUCGAAGCCCCCCUCCAAGCGGCUAACAUUUGGAUGGCACCGAGCAGAGAUCCUUGGUGCCCUGCUGUCCAUCCUAUGCAUCUGGGUGGUGACUGGUGUGUUGGUGUACCUGGCGUGUGAACGCCUGCUGUACCCCAAUUACCAGAUCCAGGCAACCAUGAUGAUCAUCAUUUCAAGCUGCGCAGUGGCAGCCAACAUUAUACUAAGUGUGAUUUUGCACCAGAGAUGCCCCAGCCACAAUCACAAAGAAGUGCAAGCUAAUGCCAGCGUCAGAGCUGCCUUUGUACACGCCCUUGGAGAUCUAUUUCAGAGCAUUAGCGUAUUAACCAGUGCACUUAUUAUCUACUUUAAGCCAGACUAUAAGAUGGCCGAUCCAAUCUGCACAUUUGUCUUUUCUGUCCUGGUUCUGGCCAGCACCGUCACUAUCUUAAAGGACUUCUCCAUCUUACUCAUGGAAGGUGCGCCUAGGAACCUGCACUACAGUGGUGUGAAGGAGCUCAUCCUAGCGGUGGAUGGGGUGGUGUCUGUGCACAGCUUGCACGUCUGGGCGCUAACAAUGAACCAAGUGAUUCUCUCAGCUCACGUUGCUGUCGCAGCCAGCCGGGAUGGCCAGGUUGUUCGGAGAGAAAUUGCUCAAGCCCUCAGCGGUAGCUUCCCUGUGCACUCACUCACCAUUCAGAUGGAAUCUCCAGCCGACCAGGACCCAGACUGCCCUUUCUGUGAAGACCCCCGGGACUAGCUCAGUCACACCGUCAGCUCCCCAAUUUCAACAGGCGACUCCGUGCUGCUCCGCAGUGUCUAAGAAACCAAAGAGAGAAGUCUGAGAAAUUCAUGAUGCAGUACAAUGCACAUUAUAUCCUUCUUUAUUUAGCUCCAUCCACCAUGAAUGAAAAUGCACUCAGAUUCAUCAGUCAAUUGGAUUAUCAACCCAUCAGUAGCUGUGCUCAGUAACAGAAAUGUGUACAUAGAUGAUUCUUGACUGGGGCUGAAAUAUCAGCUGUUUGUAACUGCAGGUAAUAAAGCCUCAAUAACACAUCUCCAUGAUGAGCGUGCAAAGGGGAACUCAGGAAAGUCUUACCAGGAAUCAGUGGCAAGGAAAGAGUCAUAAAACUUUUUGUAGAACACAAAAAGCAAAAAAAAAAAAAAAA
Vicugna pacos (alpaca) is the source of this 2393-nucleotide messenger RNA. It is a transcript of the gene SLC30A8, whose product is annotated as solute carrier family 30 member 8. Gene Ontology annotation, biological process: response to glucose; response to zinc ion; zinc ion transmembrane transport. Gene Ontology annotation, cellular component: plasma membrane. NCBI's taxonomy places the organism in Eukaryota, Metazoa, Chordata, Mammalia, Artiodactyla, Camelidae. Gene Ontology annotation, molecular function: zinc ion transmembrane transporter activity. The record is from RefSeq and is a predicted model, not a curated record.